AUGGUAGUCGAGGUCUGGGUGGAGGAAGAGGAGGAGGUGGUGGAGGUGGAAGAGGUGGAGACUGUCAGCAUCAUAAAGAGCAAACCGCUGCCGUUGGUACAGAGGGUCUCCAAGAGGGAGGUGGUGGCCGAGCUGAGGGAGGUGCCCGAACCGACGAAGAUGGACACGCGUUACUUUGGCGAGCUGCUGGCCGAUGUCUACAGGAAGAACUGCGACAUCCACUCCUGCAUCUCCGAGCACGUGUCCAAGAUCCGCGGACAGAAACACCAGCUGGAUCCCAGCAAUGACUACAAGGUGGAGAGAGAGGAGGUGGAGACUUUGAUUCCCAAAGGAGCCACUGAACUGACCAAACAACAGAUCCGCUACCUGCUGCAGACGCGUCUCACUGCUGAUAAGAGCAUGCGUCUGCUGCUGUCCACCUUCAGCAGUCUGAGAGAGGAGCUCCUCCACAUGUCUGAGGACCUGCGGCGUCUGGAGAGUGAGAAGGAGUCUUUGGAGAGAGACCUGAGUUUCAAAGCAGACCAGGCCCGGCAGUAUGACUGCCUCCUGGAGGCCGUCCGGGAAAACAACAGACAGCUCCAGCUGUCUCUGAAGGAAACCAGCGCCGCCCAGCGUUCCCUGGAGAGCCAGCUGAUGAGCAGCCGAAACACCGACUCGAGCCGCGAGUUCAAGAUCAGAGAGCUGGAGGGAACGAUGAGAGCGCUGGAGAAGGAGAACGAGAUGCUGCGACACAAGCUGGCGGGCCAAGGCAGCAGCUCCACCCUGCACAUCAAGACGGAGGAGCUGUCGCGUCAGUACAACGAGCAGCUCAGCGCCAUCAGACAGGAAAAAGACCACGAGAUACAGCGGCUGAGGUCCCAGAUGACACUGAUCCAGACGGAGGUCAGCAGCGAGAAGUCGUCCUCGGAGAAGAGCCUCCAGCUGAAGAUCUCCGAGCUCCUUGCCAUGUUGGAGCAGCGGCAGACCACCAUCACCCGACAGGAGGAGGAGAUCAGGAAGCUGAUGCAGGAGAGGAACGACAGCUCCAAGAACGUGACCAAAACCAUCAUCACCAAGAGGUACAGGAACCAGUACCCCAUCCUCGGUCUGCUCAGUGAUGACUACCAGGCCACCUCGCCCAUCAAAGAGGCCAAGACCAUUGUCAUCGAGAGAAGUGGAGAGAUGAUCAAACAGGAAAUCAUUACAACCCCUUAAAGACACACUGCUUCUCUCCGACAGGAAUGAUUGAACGACAAGACGACGAAGAUGUCCCCCCCCCCCCUGCAUGUUCCUCAUCUUCAGGGCUCCCAGAGCUGGUGGUGGUUGAAAUCCCCCCCCCCCCGAUUGAGAUCUUUGGUUUGACCAAAUUGGGCUUGUUUGGGAUUUUUUUUUUUUUUUUUUAAAUUAAAAAAGGGAAUAAACAAACUAAUAAUCAAAGACCAAAUCUUUUCAGACUAUACUACAGCCAGUUGGUUGUGCAAUGGAUUAAGGUGGCAGCAAUGUAGCAGUCACGACAACUGGGAACUGGGCAGAGAUUUGAGCUGAACAGGAAACAGCUGCUGGACGAGGUUAAAGUUUACGGUCGACAAAUGUCUGAGAUCACAAUUAACCAAGUAAAACUUCGCCUGUGUCCCAAACCGGCUUUUGAUUGGCUACGAGAAUCAAAGUGUAAUAAAGUCUGUGCUACUCUAACACGCUCGCUGCUAAAUUUAAUAUUUAAUCUCUCACUCGAUCUGACUCUAAAUACUAACACAUGGCAAACAGCAUUUCUAUGACGAAUAGAAUAGAACAUAUUGACUGUUUCGACAGCGCUCUGCAGUAGGGUUGGGAAUUGGGACGUAUAUUGCGCAUGAUGGAAUCACUAAACAGCUGUUUCUGUGAUAUAUUGCAAGACGGUCAUCUGUGAUACGGUACAGUGUAUUUACCUGAGGAGGAAAACGUUCGGAGGAAGACAGAACCCGUGUCGAAAAUCGAGAUGUUCCCUGCACUCGCCGCUUCAGUUUCACUCGCGUUCACGGGAAACUGAGAUUAAAGUGAGGCACAACACCGAACUGUCAGAGGGCAGAACGGUCAAGAGAAAGUCGCAGCUGUCUCGGUAUCACGGAGAUUGUGUCGCGAUACAUCGCUGUAUUACGAGUUUGUCCCAUCCCUACUCAGCUGGUGAGCUAAUAAGGGACGAGUAAGGCGGCAUUUGGCUCCACACGGAUGUUGUCUUCCCCGCUUCCAAUGUGCUCGGAUGACAAAUGGCUGCCAAGCAAAGUGCUACACGCUAAUUCCAAGCGGGUGGCCGUUGAAAAAAAAUGACGCACAGUCAAACCGGUCGAUCUGAGCGUGGUGUGGAUGGACGCUAUGCUGCCACUGUAACUCUAAUCGGAAAAAGGAAAUGGAGGAGCUCUGGACAGGUGGGAAGAUAGUUAGAUAAAUGUGGGUGGCGGUAAAGCAGCUCCAGAAAUAUCCGGGAAAACAAAAACAUAAGUAUUAAAUCUUAAAAAAAAAAAAGUUUAAUAUGCAGAGAUAUUCCGAUUAUAAUUUAUUUAAUACCAGUGUCAAUUCAAUGACUGAGUUUUGGCACUAACGCCGAAACUAUAGGUUUUCUCAGUAUCUUACUUUGAGCAAUAAGAAGAUGCUUUUCUACAAAAGAAGCCAAAGUUGUCAAAUGUUAAAAACACAAACAGCUGUGCAAGAACCUCACUGUCUAAAAAUUUAUUAUUCAAAACACAGUCAAUAUCCGAGUAGAGAACAAGUCAACCGGGCUACGAGUUUGAGAAAGCUCCUUGAUAGUUGUUGAUACGUGCUGCUACAGACACACGUUCAAUACCCAGACGUGCAAACGGAAGUCGAAGUUUAAAAUGUUGAAUUGAAGUUGGCGUAUCACGUCAGUCCCUGUGCCACGUUGUGGACGAGUUCAGAUCAAAACACAGAACAGGCCCCGAGCAUUUCUUCCGUCCGUCACUUGCCGGGGCCGGUUCGGUUUCGCCCUCGGAUUGCUUCUCGUGUUUCACGGCUCGUGGGGCUUCACUGAAAGGAAGGCAACGUGCCCAUGUGCAACCAAAUGCGGGCCGGUGUCACCAAAAGAGUGCCGUCUCAGCUUCCAGUUGUCACCAGUGCACACUGAGCCCAGACUGGCCCCAUGUAGCACGUAGCAGGAGAUCCUCCUCAAAGCCACCACAGCCACGCUAGCCCCGGGGACGAGGAAGUGGAUUGUGUUGCUAUGAUUGCUACUCUGCAUGUAAAUAUUUAUAUAUAUAUAUAUAUUUUAUUAUUUUUAAGAUGGGCAUGCUCAGUGAAUGUUUUCUCCAGUACGACUGUAGAGCAGCCCUCCUGCAUUAUGGUUUAAAGGGACAUUUGAAAAAUGUUCUGGUCGGGUUGUUUGCUUUUCCUUUGUUUUGUGCUAAAUCGUAGUUUAUAUCUGAACCUGUGUAAUGGUUUCCGACAGCGAUUUCCUUUGUGGUGUGUACGUCUUGAUAAUCUGUGAGGUGCACGGGGAAUGACACGUUCAACGUGCGACUGCGACACGUCUGUAUACGACAGUGGGAUCCGGGUUGGGGGCCGGGCGGUGCCUCACACCAGUCGGAGUGACA
This is a messenger RNA of Xiphias gladius (swordfish), 3560 nucleotides long. Its product is annotated as protein POF1B-like. Gene Ontology annotation, biological process: epithelial cell morphogenesis; actin filament organization; bicellular tight junction assembly. The record is from RefSeq and is a predicted model, not a curated record. Gene Ontology annotation, molecular function: actin filament binding. The transcript is spliced from 12 exons. Bases 1 to 1194 code for a protein of 397 amino acids. Gene Ontology annotation, cellular component: adherens junction; actin filament; bicellular tight junction. Lineage: Eukaryota; Metazoa; Chordata; Actinopteri; Istiophoriformes; Xiphiidae.